This is a messenger RNA of Drosophila takahashii, 1866 nucleotides long. It is a transcript of the gene puml, whose product is annotated as pummelig. Gene Ontology annotation, biological process: phosphatidic acid biosynthetic process; lipid homeostasis. Gene Ontology annotation, molecular function: carboxylic ester hydrolase activity; lysophosphatidic acid acyltransferase activity. Gene Ontology annotation, cellular component: mitochondrion; lipid droplet. Lineage: Eukaryota; Metazoa; Arthropoda; Insecta; Diptera; Drosophilidae. The record is from RefSeq and is a predicted model, not a curated record.
AAUGAGUAUUUCACCAUUAGAAUAGAUAACAUGUAAUUGCGACACGAAUCAACGCACGAAUCAGACCAAACCAAGCACUUGCCGCGGAGCAUUAGCAGAAGUUCAAAGUCAUCACAACUCGGCAGUACUAGGGGUACAAAUUAGAAUUUACUUUCGCUCGUAUUUUCAUGAAACUCUCGCCUUUCGACGGGUACGCACGUAGCGCGCAAAUGGUGGCGGAAUAUUGUUGUUAGGACACCAGAAACAGAGCCAGACCUCCCGCCCCGCACACUCUACUCUUCCACAGUUCUCGAGUGAGAUCGAGAUCACCGCGAGCGAAAUGAGCGCACCGCUGGCACUGGCGAGCGGCGACGUGGUGGAUCCGCCGCCCACCUCCACUUCCGUCUCCAUUGCCAACCUGCCGCCGCCCGCAGUCGAGCAGGGAUCGGGAUCCAAGCAGGGCAUGGACCUAGAGGAUCCCCGAAACAAAGGAUUCUUUCUCUGGAAAUGGUUGUGUAACUGGACAUCCAGCUCACCGAUCAUGCUGCGCGCCGUGGAGAAGAAGAUACUGUCGUACGUGAAGCUGCCCUACCGGGGCUUCUUCGUGGACAUCGGGCCGGCCGUGGGCGAGGCGGACAAGAUCUGGACGAUCAGCAUGAACACCGAGUCCAAGGAGGUGCCGCUCGUGCUGCUCCACGGCCUGGGAGCGGGCAUCGCCCUGUGGGUGAUGAACCUGGACGCCUUCGCCAAGGGUCGCCCCGUCUACGCCAUGGACAUCCUGGGCUUUGGACGCAGCUCGCGGCCGCUGUUCGCCAAGGAUGCGCUGGUGUGCGAGAAGCAGUUCGUCAAGUCGGUGGAGGAGUGGCGCCGCGAGAUGAACCUCAACGAAAUGAUCCUGCUGGGCCACUCGAUGGGCGGCUUCAUUGCCUCCAGCUACGCUUUGAGCUACCCGGAGCGGGUCAAGCACCUGAUACUGGCCGAUCCCUGGGGCUUCCCCGAGAAGCCCUCGGACUCGACCAACGGCAAGACCAUACCGCUCUGGGUGCGGGCCAUAGCUAGGGUUCUGACCCCGCUCAAUCCGCUGUGGGCUCUGCGCGCCGCCGGACCUUUCGGUCAGUGGGUGGUGCAGAAGACGCGGCCGGACAUCAUGCGCAAGUUCCAGAGCACAAUCGAGGAGGACAUCAACCUGCUGCCGCAGUACAUCCACCAGUGCAAUGCCCAGAGCCCCAGCGGCGAGUCCGCCUUCCACACAAUGAUGCAGUCCUUCGGCUGGGCCAAGCACCCCAUGAUCCACCGCAUCAAGGACGUGCGCAGCGACAUACCCAUCACAUUCAUCUACGGCUCCCGUUCGUGGAUAGACUCCUCGUCGGGCGAGAAGAUCAAGUCGCAGCGCGGCAGCAACAUGGUGGACAUCAAGAUCGUGACGGGAGCCGGCCAUCAUGUGUACGCCGACAAGCCGGACGUCUUCAACCGCUAUGUGAACGAGACCUGUGAUAUGUACAAGCUGCCGGGUGGCAAGCUGAUCACGACGCCCCUGCAGCUAAUCCGCGAGUCCACGGAGUCCGACGAGGAGCGCGAGCCCAGCCUGAGCACGGCGAAGACGGUGGAGGUGGAGGUCCAGCCGGAAACCGUCACCGCCGCAGACACAUCCACGACGACCGCCGACGAACUGGCGGCCAAUGUCAAGCCGAAAUGAGCAGGAGCCAGCCUGUAUCUAUUAGCUAAGUGUCUUUGCAUAGUAUUAAAUGGUCAUCUUAUUUAAUCAGCCGCUAUUUUUACUCUCUAUAGUCAAACUUGGCUACCUGAAAUUAGGCCUUCUAGCUUAUAUUUUUCGAGUUAUACAAAUACUGUUCAAUAAUUAGCCUAAAUAUAUUUGUUACAAAGCAA